This is a messenger RNA of Habropoda laboriosa, 1986 nucleotides long. RefSeq names its product kelch-like protein 10 (gene klhl10). Gene Ontology annotation, molecular function: protein binding. The record is from RefSeq and is a predicted model, not a curated record. Bases 1 to 1986 code for a protein of 661 amino acids. The transcript has 8 exons. NCBI's taxonomy places the organism in Eukaryota, Metazoa, Arthropoda, Insecta, Hymenoptera, Apidae.
AUGGAUGUAGACCCAAACGACAACAGUAGAGAAAUCGACUUAUGCGAGACGAACACUCAACGUUUGAUUGCUGAAAGCGGUGGUCGAUGUAUGAGCACGCAAGCCAUGCAAUCGCUCUAUGAUUUUCGACAAAACAAUCUUCUCUGCGACGCUGUUUUAAGACUUGAAGAUGGUGGCGUCUUUCCAAUUCAUCGAGCCAUUUUGUCGGCCUGCAGUCCGUACUUUAGAGCUUUAUUCACGACCACGUUGCACUCCCGGGAGAAAACGGACGUACUUUUGCCGGGUGUCAGCAGUAACAUGAUGAAUCUUCUUCUCGAAUACGCAUACUUGCGAUCAAUCACCGUGAACAACGAAAACGUGUGUCAGUUAUUGGUAACUGCGGAUUAUUUGAACAUUUUGGGCGUUCUCGAUCUCUGCUACGAAUAUCUGAAGCAGAAUUUGGCACCGGAGAAUAGUAUCAGUGUCAUGAGGUUCGCCCGAGAACACUUCUGCAAGGGAUUGGAGAACAGUGCAUAUCGUUACGUCAUGAGACAUUUUGUGCAUGUAGCUCAACGGAGCGAAGAAAUUCUCGACUUACCGGUAGAAGAGCUAACCAUGUUAAUCGGAGCGGACGAGCUGAACGUUAAGAGCGAGGACACGGUUUGGGAACUGGUACUAAAAUGGAUCGACUAUGAUCCACAAUCUCGAAAGGAGUAUAUAGUCGAUUUGAUGAAGAACAUUCGUCUUGGCUUGCUGGACACGCAGUUCUUCCUUGAAAAUGUAAAAGAUCAUCCGUACGUUACUGGAAAUGACGCUUGCCGACCUAUCAUUAUCGAAACCUUAAAAUUCUUGUACGACCUGGAAAUUAUAACGCAAAAAGACGGAGAAGUACCCACACCGAAAAUAGCGCGACCAAGAGUGCCCCAUGAAAUAUUGUUCGCUAUAGGUGGAUGGAGUGGCAGAAGCCCUACAAAUUUCAUAGAAACUUACGACACCAGAGCAGAUCGAUGGGUCAAGGUGGAAGAAGUGGAUCCGAUCGGACCACGAGCGUAUCAUGGAACUGCGGUGGUCGGUUUUAACAUUUAUGUGAUCGGUGGCUUCGACGGUGCAGAUUACUUUAAUAGUUGUCGUUGCUUCAAUGCUGUUACCAAAACGUGGAAAGAAGUUGCUCCAAUGAAUGCUAGAAGGUGUUACGUUAGCGUUGCUGUACUCAAUGAUUUGAUUUAUGCAAUGGGAGGAUAUGAUGGAUAUUAUCGACAAAAUACUGCCGAACGUUAUAAUUAUAAGACGAACCAAUGGUCCCUGAUAGCACCCAUGAAUUGCCAAAGAUCGGAUGCCAGUGCAACCACUUUAAAAGAAAAAAUUUAUAUCACGGGAGGAUUCAAUGGACAUGAAUGUUUAAAUUCAGCCGAGGUGUACGAUCCGGAAACCAAUCAAUGGACGUUGAUAGCACCAAUGAGAUCACGUAGAAGUGGAGUAUCUUGUAUAUCUUAUCACAAUCAUGUAUACGUUAUUGGAGGUUUCAAUGGAAUAUCAAGAAUGUGCAGUGGCGAAAAAUAUAAUCCUGUAACGAAUGUUUGGAGUCCCAUUCCAGACAUGUACAAUACACGUAGCAAUUUUGCAAUCGAAGUGAUUGACGACAUGAUUUUUGCAAUUGGUGGAUUCAAUGGUGUUACCACGAUUUAUCACGUCGAAUGUUACGAUGAGAAAACGAACGAAUGGUAUGAAGCAACGGACAUGAACAUAUAUCGUUCCGCGCUAUCAGCUUGCGUGAUCAUGGGCUUACCUAAUGUAAACGACUACAUUCACAAACACCGCGAACGUCUAAUGGAAGAAAAACGGCAGAAACUACUAGCACUGGAGGUACACCGUAGUCAGCAUCAACAUCAACAUCAACAAGAUCAAAUGCAGCAAAAUCGAGAAAGUCUGUUAAACAGUGAAAGUAUACCUGCACCACCUUCAAUGCUCCCAAAUAGCAUUUCCAAUAACGAAAAUCGACAAAAUUGA